Molecule: messenger RNA, 1242 nt
Organism: Gossypium raimondii (Peruvian cotton)
Lineage: Eukaryota; Viridiplantae; Streptophyta; Magnoliopsida; Malvales; Malvaceae
Product: agamous-like MADS-box protein MADS2
Exons: 8
Coding region: 289-1023 (244 amino acids)
Biological process (GO): positive regulation of transcription by RNA polymerase II
Cellular component (GO): nucleus
Molecular function (GO): protein dimerization activity; DNA-binding transcription factor activity, RNA polymerase II-specific; RNA polymerase II cis-regulatory region sequence-specific DNA binding
Source: RefSeq, a predicted model, not a curated record
ACGAAGAUAAUACACAUAAAACGCUACCGCCCCCACUUUUUUAUUUUAUUUUUUCUUCCUCUUAUCUUUUUCCCUUUGUUUUUUUGAGGUACAAAUAGUGGAAACCUAAUAGCCAUGGAGUAUUAGAGCCACCCCAUACAAAUAGAAAGAGGAACAGCUUCUUGCCGUAAAGAAAAGAAAAAAAGGAAGGGAACUUGGAAGAAGAGGGUGAAAAAAAAAGGGUUUCUGAAAAAUACCAUAGGUGAUAGUUUUUUCUUUUCACUUUUUUAAUAAUAAGAAUAUAUAGUAAUGGGGAGAGGAAGAGUGGAGUUGAAGAGGAUCGAGAACAAGAUAAAUCGACAGGUGACGUUUGCAAAGAGGAGGAAUGGUUUGCUAAAGAAGGCUUAUGAGCUUUCAAUUCUUUGUGAUGCUGAGGUUGCUCUUAUCAUUUUUUCUAAUCGUGGCAAGCUCUAUGAGUUUUGCAGCACUUCUAGCAUGGCUAAGACACUUGAGAAGUACAACAGUUACACCUACGGAGCAUUGGAACCUGGUCAAACGGAAAUUGACGCACAGAGCAAUUACCAGGAAUAUUUAAAGCUCAAAUCAAAAGUUGAGGUCCUUCAGCAAUCACAGAGACAUUUUCUUGGGGAAGAAAUAGCGGACUUGGGCACUAAGGAACUGGAGCAGCUUGAGCAUCAGUUGGACUUCUCAUUGAAGAAAAUCAGGUCCACAAAGAUGCAGUUGAUGAUUGACCAACUUUCUGAACUGCAAACAAAGGAAGAAGUCCUACUGGAAACCAACAGAAACUUGAGAAUGAAGUUGGAUGGAAGUGGUCCAUCAAUGAGAUCAUCAUGGGAAACGGGGGAGCACAGCAUUCCAUACAACCAUCCACCACCUCCUCCUCAGUCAGAGGGAUUUUUUGAGCCUUUACACUGUAACAAUUCACUGCAAAUUGGGUACAACCCUAUUAGUGUAACAGUUGAGGACACUGCUACAGCCUCUGCACUUGCACCAAGUGGAUUCAUCCCUGGUUGGAUGCUUUGAUUGUUUCAACUUUAAUUACAAAGAAUUCCAUAUUUUCUCAUAUAAACUGAUUAGAAAUUAAGAAUAGGCAAUAAUUAAAGCAAAUUCCAGGUUCCAACCUAUAUUUUGUUGCAUCUGUUACGAAGGAUGCAUGAAUGGUUUUAAGCGUGGGCGAAGCUCCAAUAUUUGUAAAAAUUUGGAUGACAUAUAUAUUUUACUCGCAUACUAUGUCUUUAGUUA